Symbiodinium natans is the source of this 2304-nucleotide messenger RNA. Lineage: Eukaryota; Dinophyceae; Suessiales; Symbiodiniaceae. The record is from the annotation of a GenBank genome assembly.
AUGGCGCUGCAGAUAUGGCGUCUUGCAGGGGCCGCAGCUCUGUCGGUCAUACUCCUUGGCGAGGCAGUGGGCGACGAGCCCGGGACGUGCUCAGCUGGAUCUUGCGAAGGCAAAGCCUUGACAUUGGCAUCCGUGCCGCAGAAGAUCCUAGAUGCUGAGUACGCCGUGAGGGGAGAGAUUGUGACGAGAUCCUUCAAGCUGGAGAAGCUCUUGGAGCAAGACAACCACUCGCUUCCUUUCGAUGAGCUCGUGCCGUGCAACAUCGGAAACCCUCAGGCCGUUGGCGCACGACCUCUCACCUUCCACCGCCAGGUGCUCUCCUUGAUGAGCAAUCCUUCCUUGAUCGAGGAUGCAGCCUCGCUGUAUCCAGCAGAUGUGGUGGCGAGAGCCAAGGAGUACAUCGGCAAGAACCCCAAGUUCGGCGCCUACUCCCAUUCCAAAGGCAUCCUCCACUUCAGGCGGCAGGUCGCCAACUACAUCGAUCGCAGGGACGGGGCCUCUGUGCCCCCGGCAGAUCCGGAGGAUAUCUUCCUGACCGACGGGGCAUCUGCUGGUGUCAAGACGGUGCUGGAGGUGAUGAUCGACAGCCCAUCUGACGGCCUACUCAUCCCCAUUCCGCAAUACCCGCUCUACUCGGCCUCCAUCACCCGUCUCGGUGGGACCCACAUUGGCUACGAGUUGGUGGAGGACUACGUCUCGGGAAAAGGGUGGGCCAUCGAUGUCGAGUUGAUAGAAGAGAAGAUCAAGUCCUUCCUGGCCAGCGGAGGGCGCCCAAAAGGGAUUGCUGUCAUCAAUCCAGGCAACCCCACUGGGAACGUGCUCAGCCGUGAGACGAUUGAAAGCAUCGUGAGGCUUUGUGCAAAGUAUAGAAUGGUCAUCCUGGCCGAUGAAGUCUACCAGGAGAACAUUUGGCACAUGGACAAGGAGUUCGUGUCUUUCAGGCAAGUUGUGCACCAGACUGGAUUGCCCGUGGAAUUGUUUUCGUUCCACUCGAUGUCCAAGGGAUACUAUGGUGAAUGCGGCUUGAGAGGAGGAGUGCUUCACAUGACAAACAUUGACGCCGAUGUAGCCGACCAAAUUUACAAGCUCUUCUCGAUGAUCCUGUGUGCCAACACUCUUGGACAGGGCGCCAUGGCUUCCAUCCUGAAUCCACCCGUUGAAGGAGAUGCCUCCUUCCCCCUUUUCUCCCAGGAGCGCAGCGAGAUUCUGGCCAACCUUAGCAGAAAGGCGGAGCUGGUAACUCAAGCACUCAACGAGAUCCCGGGUGUGCAAUCUCUUCCUGCGGAAGGUGCAAUGUACGCCUUCCCCCAGGUUUAUUUGCCCGAGCGUUUCGUCAAAGAAUCUGAGGUCUUGGGAAAGGCUGCCGACAUGUUGUACUGCAUCAAGAUGCUGGAAGCGACGGGUGUCAUCGUCGUGCCCGGAAGUGGCUUCGGCCAAAGGAAUGGCACCUGGCACUACCGCAUCACCAUCCUACCCGAAGAGGGUAAGUUGAAGCGGGUGCUCGAGCGGAUGAAAACUUUUCACAUGCAGUUCUUGAAAGAGUACUUGGGUCCCGAGGAGCGGGCCAUCGAAGACAAGACGCCCACUCCCUGUCAGCCAAAGUACUCUGAGCAACUGCAGAAGGAGAUCAUCGAGGCGCACCUGACAGCUGCGACGGGGCAGGCGGAGCCCCAGUUACUUCUGAUGCUGGGUGGCUCGGGAGCCGGGAAGGGCGGCUUCCUGAAGGCGAUGGCGCAGCAUGGCAUGGACACGGGAAACUUUGUUCUGCAUGGCUUGGAUGAGUACAUCGAGUACUUGCCCGAGUUCAAGGCGUCAAAGCAGCAUGAGCUGGUGGUCUUCAAGGAUGCAGCGGAUGGCUGCUACUCCGGCGUGAUCCCGAUCGCCAAAGCUGCACAGAAUGAGAUCGUCAAGCGCAAGCAGCACGUGAUCUACGAGGACACGGGCAAAGAUCUGGACCGCAUCCUCACGCGCAUACUUCCUUUCUUUCAGAAGGCCGGCUACAAGAUUGCUGUUGUCCUAGUUGACAAUUUCCCCGCGAUCGCGAAGCAGAGAUCCUUUGGCCGCUUCAUGAGGGAAGGCCGGUUUGCCUCUGACCGCUACAUCGAGUCCACGUUCAAGAACGUGCCGGAGAAUUAUGCCAAGCUGAAAGAGUUGAAAGAGGUGACAGAGGCCUACUACUGCGACAACAGCUGCGCAGAAGGUGUUUGUCCAAAGUGCUGGCUUGACAAGGGCACCAGGAGCUUGCUUCCUGAAGCAGCCUUGCAGACGGGCACUCCACUGCGACUACAUCCUGCUGCCAGCUAG